Messenger RNA from Radiomyces spectabilis, 2316 nucleotides. RefSeq lists its product as uncharacterized. Gene Ontology annotation, cellular component: endoplasmic reticulum; lipid droplet; plasma membrane. The coding region runs from base 118 to 2160 and encodes 680 amino acids. Gene Ontology annotation, biological process: long-chain fatty acid metabolic process; long-chain fatty-acyl-CoA metabolic process. Gene Ontology annotation, molecular function: long-chain fatty acid-CoA ligase activity. NCBI's taxonomy places the organism in Eukaryota, Fungi, Mucoromycota, Mucoromycetes, Mucorales, Radiomycetaceae. The record is from RefSeq and is a predicted model, not a curated record. The transcript is spliced from 5 exons.
UGAAAAUUUAUGGUUCAUUUGCAAAAAGUUGCGAUAAAUAGAUAUUUUUGUUUUGCGUUUUAGACCAUUACUUUUCAUUUUCAUCCCUACUUUUUACUUUACGUGGUUCCAUCUAAUAUGUCUCAGUGCUCUGUUUUUGUCGGCCCUGAAGCGGCGCAAGGGGAGGGCCGUAUCAGACGAUCCGUUCUUGCCAAAGAUGAUGUUGUCGAUACGCCUGCUCAAGGUGUUCAUACCCUCUAUGACGUGCUACAGUAUAGUGUCCGUCAUCGCCCCGAAAAUAACGCCAUGGCGUCGCGUCGCGUCGAAAAAAUCAUUGAAGAAGAGAAAGAAGUUGUUAAGAUCGUCGAGGGUGUCCAACACAAGGAAAUGAAAAAGUGGAAAUACUUCCAACUUUCGCCUUAUAGUUACAUGACGUAUCGUGAAGUGUCCGACGUCGCACAUCGCAUCGGUUGUGGUUUGUCCCACCUUGGUAUUGCAGCUAAAUCUAAGAUCGAAAUCUUCGCACCGACAAGCAUUGAUUGGAUGUUGAUGGCCCAUGGAGCCUUCACUCAGAAUAUGACCAUUGUCACUGCAUAUGAUACGCUCGGUGCGGAGGGACUGUUGCACUCGAUCAACGAAAGUGAAGUGAAGGCCGUGUUUACACAUGCUGAUCUCCUCAAGACUGUAACCUCCAUUCUUCCGAAUGUCGAAACGAACCCGAUUCAUGUCAUCUACAGUGGCGAAGCCGAUGAAGCAACUCUUCAAAAAGUGCGCGAAAUUAUUGGCGACAACAUUUAUUCCCUGGACCAGUUGAAAGAGCUGGGUCAAAGUAAUCCCAAACCUGUUGUCAAGCCUAGCCGUGAUGAUAUGUGUUGUAUCAUGUAUACCUCGGGAAGUACCGGAAAUCCUAAAGGCGUAGUGUUGAACCAUUCCAAUCUUGUGGCAGCCAUUGCUGGUGUCGAUACACUUCUUGGCCAUCACAUUAGCAGCGAAGAUUCCAUCAUGGCGUACCUUCCACUGGCACAUGUGCUUGAAUUCCUAGUCGAAAAUCUGUGCCUCUUCUGGGGUGUCGCUCUUGGUUUUGGUAACCCACGAACAUUGACGGAUGCUUCGGUUCGUAACUGUCAAGGCGAUAUCAAGGAAUUCCGACCAACUCUGCUGACCGGUGUGCCUGCUGUGUGGGAAUCUAUUCGCAAAGGCGUGUUGAAUAACGUGAGCAAGACCGGGGGUGCUGCUGAAGCCAUUUUCCAUCGUGCCGUAGCUACCAAGGCUUGGUUGAUGGAUCGCGGUCUUCCUACAGGAUGGUUAGACGCCGCAGUAUUUAACAAGGUGAAGGAACAAGUGGGCGGUCGUCUACGUUUUGGUCUUUCCGGCGGUGCUCCUUUAGCUCAUGAAACACAACAGUUUCUGUCCGUGACCCUCGCCCCUAUCCUCGGUGGUUAUGGUAUGACAGAGUCGGUCGGCAUGUGUGCGAUCAUGACCCCCGAGUUUUAUAAGAUUGGCGCGGUCGGAAGUAUCGUUCCCUGUUGCGAGGUGAAGCUUGUGGAUGUGCCGGACGCAGGUUACUUAUCAACCAAUACACCAAAGCCUCAAGGCGAAAUCUGGGUGCGCGGACCUUCCAUCACCACCGGCUACUGGAAACGAGACGAUAUCACAAAGGAGACCAUCACUGAAGACAACUGGUUGCGUACGGGUGAUGUGGGUGAAUGGAAUGAAGACGGUUCGUUGUCGGUGAUUGACCGUAUCAAGAAUCUCGUGAAACUGAGCAACGGUGAAUACAUUGCGCUCGAAAAACUGGAAUCUGUUUACAAGACCGCUUUGGGUGUGGGCAAUAUUUGUGUGUACGGUGAUUCGUUGCGUCCUAAGCCCGUGGCUUUGGUAUGUCCCGUGGAACCUAAACUGCGACAGAUGGUGGAAGAAGCCGGUAUUGACGCACACGGUUCGCUCGAAGAUGUAUGCAAGGACGAACGCGUGCGAAAAUUGGUGUUGCAGCAGCUUUUGGACCAAGGCAAAAAGAGUGGUUUGAAACCUGCCGAGUUAUUGGUGAAUGUUUAUCUUUGUGCUGAUGAAUGGACAACCGAUAAUGGCAUGCUUACAGCUGCGCAGAAAUUGAAGCGUCAGCAGAUCAACAAGACGUACAAAUUCGCAUUAGACGAGAUGAAUGCCGCUCAAAAGAAUUAAACGCGCUUUUGGAUGUCGGCUCUUUAUAUCCCUUCCACUAUUUCAUUUUUUUCCUCUUUUUUUUUCAUUCCAUGCAACCUCAUUAUAAUAAAAACGUCCCAUACCGAAACCAAGUGCUGUUGCCAGCUGUUAAAUUGCGAUUUGGAAUAAUAUGAU